UUGCGCAACAGAUCUGUGGGAGAUUUGCUCAUGAGACUUGGUCAUUUCUCUGCAAUCAAAUCAUAAACAAAAGCAUAAUGCCUUUUCGUUUUCUGUACAAAAUAUGAAGUGAAAUAAUAAUUACGAUCAGCAAACCUUACUUCUUCUGAAAAUUUAGCAUCAUGGUUUUGCACAGAUUUCUUUGUUUCCAAACUUUCAGCUCCCACAGAGGAAGUGGAAAUCGCCAGUAGGUUCAGAGACAUAAAUAUCUUUUAAAAGGUCACCUGUACCUUGUAAACAUUUUGACCUUUACAAAUAUCAUACAAUGGCACUGUAAGUCCUGAUUAAAAUACAGCAGGUAUAGGUAACAAGAGGUAGAUAUUUAUUGGCUUAGGUAUAGUCAAUGUGAAUGAGCAAGCACUAAAACAGGGGCCUGGAAAGUUUGUGUAAUCUUUUUACUUGAAGACAUCAAAGCUUCCACUGGAUGAAGGCCUGAGCAACCUGAUCUAAUUUUGAAGUUACCUUACCUGGGAUCAGGUGGCUGAACUAGAUGACAUCCCACCAGAAAUCAUUUCCAACCUUAAUUACUCUGUGUUAAGAGGGGCCUAUUUUUGAACAAUAUAAACAGAGUAAUUUUAAGUACCUCAUCUGUUAGUGAACAGAUGUACUAGGGACUGCACAGUCAGGCUGCCACGAGAGGGAGGAAAUGCCUGGUUUCGAACACGGCACAGCACUAGGCUUGUGGGUACCCACGUGGGUGGAGCUGAAAGCUGGUUCACAGACCUUGCCUCUCUGAGAGGGGUAAUUUCCAAAUGCCUGGUGUGUGUGAAGCCUGUGAUGUGAGCCACAAUGACUUUGUACUGCAACUGAGAAUACUUUACCAAAACAGAAUCAGUAGAGUCAACUUAAGAGAACUCAACAAGACCCACACAAACCUUGUGAAACUUCGGGCUGGUUAUGUGGGAGCUCAGUUUUGGUCAGUGUAUGUUCUUUGCAGCGCUCAGAAUAAGGAUGCUGUGCGUCUGACUUUAGAGCAAAUUGAUGUUGUCAAGAGGAUGUGUAACAGCUACGAAGAGCUGGAACUUGUGACAACUUCCCAAGGUAUCUCUGAAAGUAGAAGGAUUGCGUGUUUGAUUGGAAUAGAAGGUGGCCACUCCAUUGACAGCAGUUUGGCAACGCUGAGGAUGUAUUAUGACUUGGGUGUUCGUUAUAUGACUUUAACACAUUCCUGCAAUACACCUUGGUCUGAAUCAUCAUCUAAAGGAAUACACAACUUUUAUCCUAAUGUUAUUGGUCUGACUCCAUUUGGCCAAGAAGUGGUAAAGGAGAUGAAUCGCCUGGGUAUGCUGAUAGAUUUAUCUCAUACUUCAUAUUCCACAGCAAAAGCUGCACUGAGUAUCUCAAAAGCACCAGUAAUUUUCAGCCAUUCAUCAGCAUUUUCUAUUUGUAAUCACUCAAGAAAUGUCCCUGAUGAUAUCCUCCAGCAACUGAAAAAGAAAAAGGGAAUUAUCAUGGUGACUUUCAAUGCAGAUGUACUGGCCUGUGGCAGAAAAGUUGUUAAUAUUUCUACCCUUGCAGAUCAUUUUGACCAUGUAAAGAAAAUUGCAGGUUCAGAAUCAAUAGGAAUUGGUGGUGACUAUGAUGGAGUGGCACGUUUCCCUGAGGGAUUGGAAGAUGUCUCUAAAUACCCUUCUUUGAUUGAGGAACUUCUUAGAAGAGGAUGGAAUGAAACUGAACUGAAAGGAGUGUUAAGGGAAAACUUCCUCCGUGUCUUCAGGGAAGUGGAAAAUGUGCAGAACAUCAGUGGAGUAAUGGACAUAGGUGAAAGUGAAACUCUACAAGAAGUACAAAAUUCCUGUCGCCUCGACCUACGUAAUCCUCGGCUUGAGCCAGCCAGCUGGCUAAAAUCAGACCAUUGCCAGUGGAUUCCUAGACAUGAGAUUAGGAAGAGGCCUUUUUAUUAUAAAUCUUCUGCUGUUUUGGCCUUUGGAACACAUUUUCAAAUACACAAGGUAUGUGAGGUUAGAAGCUACUGUUAUAGAGAAGAGCAUAUAUUGAGAUAGGCCUAUUCUUGGUAGGCUAAAAACUGACAUUUCAAUCAAAUAUACUGAAAUUUGUGAUGAAAUUAUAGGAUGGCAGCACAACCUCUUUGUAGGGUCAGUUCCCACUGCUUGCUGGUAAGUGCCUUCUUACCAGCAAUGCUGUUAAUUGUGAUUUUUUCCUUUUAUUUACUGAUAUGAAAUCUACAGAAUUUAAUAGAAUAGUAUAGAAUAAAAGUCCUGCUGAUCUAAGGGCGGUAUUUGUAAACACACAAAGUAUCUAACUUUGUGUUAGAAAGAGAAAGGGAAGAGAAAGGCUAAGGAAAGAGAAAGAGAAGGCUAAGCAUGAACAGAAUGGAAAACCAGCAAGUCAGUUGUUUUCUAGAGUCACUUGAGAGGGUUCCUACCAUCCAUUUCUGCAUUCCAUGUAAAAGUAGGAGUUCCGGAAGAACCCUGUUCUUUCAUGAUUCAAAAUGAAGCUUCAUUAAUUAUUUUGUUAGGAUGGUCUCCUUGAUAAGUAUAUUUUGAAUAUACUCCUGCCACUUACCAAAUUCUUUACAAAUUGUGUUGAACAAUCUAGUUGCAUAGAAGCCAAGUUUUUAAGAACAGUUUCUCAAUAAAUACUGAUCCUUCUUAUGCAUCUAGAAAGGGGAAUUACUGCACUGACUCAGAAGUCUGGCCUUCCUGAUACUGCUUGACUGGCAUCAGAACUUGUUUUACUGGUAAAUGAUGAAUUAAAUAGGGAAUGUUUACUUCCCAUGAGCAUUUCUUCUAAUAGGUUCAUAAGCGAUUGGAAAACUGCCAUCCACGAUCCCUUUUCAUAGAACUAGUACUCUGAUAGUUGCUUCAUUCAAUACUUGAAAUGUAAGAUGCUUCCUUAUUCCUUCCAGCUGUUUUCUUUAUACUAUAUUGUCACUUUACUGCCUGCUAAUUCUUACUCUUUUUUUCUUCAUGCUACAGCAUAGAUUAAAAAUAUAUAUUGCUUUUCUUAAAGAUACAGAUAAUAUGACUUGUCUUAUCUAUAAUGUAUUGCGCUUAUUUGUUUGACUGCUUUGUGCUAUGAGUAAUUGGUAAGCUUGUGGCAAAACAGACAGGAAACUUAAAUAAAAUAUUGUUUAAAA
Molecule: messenger RNA, 3139 nt
Organism: Pipra filicauda (Wire-tailed manakin)
Lineage: Eukaryota; Metazoa; Chordata; Aves; Passeriformes; Pipridae
Product: dipeptidase 2-like
Exons: 11
Coding region: 792-2042 (416 amino acids)
Biological process (GO): proteolysis
Molecular function (GO): metallodipeptidase activity
Source: RefSeq, a predicted model, not a curated record